Molecule: messenger RNA, 387 nt
Organism: Aspergillus calidoustus
Lineage: Eukaryota; Fungi; Ascomycota; Eurotiomycetes; Eurotiales; Aspergillaceae
Source: the annotation of a GenBank genome assembly
AUGCGCAAGCUCUCGUUGCGAAAAAACGCAUCGGAAGCCGCUAUCCGCUCACUUCCCGAAGGCGAUAAAUGGCACCACGACAUAAUGGCCUACCUCGGCGGCAUGAACACCGCACCCAUGCUUCUCGCGCUGCUCAGACUGUGGGCCAUCUGGAAGAAACCGCGGUUCCUGACGACAGGGACAGAGAAGGGUGACUUGCGGCUUGAUAUCCUCGCGCUUCUUGUACUUGGUUUGGCGAACUGCUCGCAGGCGUUCUUGAACUUUACCACUGCGCGGACGAACCGAAGGUGGAUUAUGGGGAAGGGGCUGGAUCGCAUCACGGUCCUUGAUGCGGUGUUUACGGUGCUGGAUUGGACGGCUGCUUUUGUGAGGAUUGGGAUGGUUUAG